Molecule: messenger RNA, 768 nt
Organism: Lutzomyia longipalpis
Lineage: Eukaryota; Metazoa; Arthropoda; Insecta; Diptera; Psychodidae
Exons: 3
Coding region: 85-552 (155 amino acids)
Biological process (GO): regulation of synaptic transmission, cholinergic; positive regulation of voltage-gated potassium channel activity; sleep
Source: RefSeq, a predicted model, not a curated record
UCAUCUGUUUUGCUGUCAAAAUUGUGUUUAAUUUUCUGCUUUGAUCGAAAUUAUUUCCCUUUUUAAUCCCAAUUUAAUCCCUUCAUGAUGCUUUCUGUGAAGCAAAACAUCAUCCUUGGAAGUAUCCUGGUAGUUUUUCUUGCUGCGACAUUCAGUACGGCUAUUCGGUGCUAUCAGUGUUCCUCACAGACGGAUAAGAAGGGUGUGGACAGCUGUGGAGCUUAUGCUUGGUUCAACAAAACCCAGCACAUUGCCAUUGAGUGCAACAGCGAUGAGUCACACAUGCCUGGUUCCUUCUGCAUGAAGAUCGUUCAGCAGGGUCCACGUGGGUUUAUCUGGGAUGGAAGGUGGCGUCAGGUAAUCCGAAGAUGUGCCUCUGUUGCUGACACCGGCGUUACGGGGGUGUGCAACUGGGGUGUCUAUGAGAAUGGGGUCUACUGGGAGGAGUGCUACUGCUCUGAGGAUGCGUGCAACACCUCCCCAAGCAUCAGCCUCUCAAAAAGUCUCAUUCCCGCCUUCCUGGGCAUUCUUUCCUACAGAAUCUUCCUCUAAAUAUCAAAGUCUAACAGAGACAACUUACUGGAGGAGUCUCUCCAGGCUCCUCCUGUUAGUCUCGCAUCACAAAAGUAUUGAAUCUCUCAAUAAUUGAAGAUCAUUCCGUCCAGGUAAACGAAAAAGAACAUUCCGUCCGCAAAAAUGUUCAAGUUCAAGUAGAUUUAGGAAUAUUUUUUUAAUUUUACGUAAAUAAACUUUGUAAAAUGUGAAAAA